Molecule: messenger RNA, 1596 nt
Organism: Setaria italica (foxtail millet)
Lineage: Eukaryota; Viridiplantae; Streptophyta; Magnoliopsida; Poales; Poaceae
Exons: 2
Coding region: 17-571 (184 amino acids)
Molecular function (GO): zinc ion binding
Source: RefSeq, a predicted model, not a curated record
CGCACGGAACGCGACAAUGGCGGUGGGACACAGGCCGGCUUCACACGAGCACAGAAACAAGGAUCGGAAUGGGCACGUUGCCAUUCUGCCGACGACGACGCCAUUGGCGACGGCAAGGGAUCACGUGGGCCCGGGAGUAAGCUGCAUCGCUCGUAGAUCCGGCCGCCACGGUUGGGUCGUACUCUCGGUCGAUCUCCAGUGCUGUGAUGGCAGGCACGGCCAACACCAGCCUCGGCGCCGAUCGGCCGGCCGGCCGGCGGCGCGCCAUGUUCGGCUUGGGAAGAGGAGGCCGGUCGACACAAUAAUGGACGUCGAUGACGACGACGACGUCUUCUGCGCCUACUGCUCCGUGCAGCGCGCGCUCCUCCACUGCGCCCAGCACGGCGCGCGCCUCUGCCUGCACUGCGACGUCCGCGUGCACGCCGCCGCGCCGUGCCACGAGCGCGCCCCGCUCUGCUACGGCUGCCAGGCCGCGCCCGCCGACGAGCACUGCACGCGGUCCGGUCCCCACACGCGGCCCGUCCUUCUCACAACAAGACAAAAACGAACAACAACCUCUGUGUUCCCCUGACGAAGCAGCGACCUAUCGACCGAAACUUGAAACCCCUUCACAGUUCCAACAAAACCAUAAAGUGACUCAGGGGCUCCUGACGGGUGCAUAGACCCGGAGCCUUCAAUGGACCCGCCUUCACGCAACACAUGGCCCAACGAGAGGCGUGGCAACGACACACACCUGGGCCAGCCCAGCAAUGCAACGCUAGGGUGAGACCUCGAUCUGACCACCGACCGAGGGCUCCGACCAGGAGGCCUGGUUCGCACCCCGACUAGAAAGGCUUGGUCAGGGCCGGGACCACAGUUCGAAUUUGACCAAGCUCCUCCGACCAGAGAUGUGCCAUACUGAUCACACCGCUCCCCCCGAUCGACACGGUCGGGACCGACCGGGACAAUCGAUCGGGGAUGCCCGCUUGGUGUGGGCCCAUGGAGUAGGUGGAACGGAUAAGAGCGCACAGGUCAACCACCAUACAAGGAACCGUACCACACCACACCCUACACACGCCCUGCAUAGUGCCGUCGCUAUCUACCCGCUACAACGGAGUGGCCUGACGAGAUGAAUAGGGACCGAGGACGGCGGCCAUACCGUACCCGAUGACGUGGGCAUCGACAAGACUAGGCAGCGCCUGCACACUCCCUUUCUCUUUCUCUAACUUGUAAGGUCGUCCCCCUUUAACUAUAAAAGGGGACAGACCCUCCACAUCCGACAUAGUCUCCACGACACGAGCAACGGAGAAACUCUUUGACUCUGUUCCAACAUAUAGCGCACGUUCGAGCUCCUGUCACUCUCUUCCACUCAGACCAGAGCGCGACCGGGACUUGGACACCCCUCUCUCAUUCCUCUCUCGUUUAUACUCCCACUGCAAACUUUGAGCACCUUGACUCAGGAAUAUAGUCAACCAACAGACCCCGAAUUGGACGUAAGGGCCGUUUCCCAAACCAGUAUACAUCCUGUGUCAUUGUGUGCUAGGCCAUAUCCGAUCUAACGCCAGUAAAACUACAACAUUUACUAGUCGGCCAGAUUCCUCACCGACAAAUAUGAAU